AUGGGACCUACUAGGAGCAAUGGCGCCCCCAUGAGCGCUCCUAGGGGCGGUGGCGGCCCUAAGGGCCCUCCCAUAGGCGGAGGCGCCCUUGAGUGCCCGCCCAGGAGCAGCUGGGGCCCUGCCCUGGGCAGCUUGCCCCUACGGGACCUACCAAUGUGUGGCAGCGCCCUCACGAACCCUCCCAAGGGCGGUGGCGCCCUUAGUGGCCCUCCUAGGAACGGCAGAGUCCCCAACGGCCCUACCAGAGGCGACCCUCCUGGGAGCUCUAUAGCUUGGAGACCUGCUAGGUGCUGGUGCGCCACCAAUGGACCUCACAGGUGCGAAGGCAUCCGCAUGGUCCCUCCCAGGGGCGGUGGCGCCUUCAAGGUUCCUUCCAGAAGAAGUGUCGUCCCGAGGGUGCCUGUCACCGACGAUAGCGCUCCCAGGGGCAGCGGCUCCCACAGCCCGGGCUUUCGAGACCUGCUAGGUGCUGGUGUGCCACCAAUGGACCUCACAGGUGUGGGGGCGCCGUCAGGGGCCCUCCCAGGGCUGUCGGCGCCCCCAAGGACCUUUCCAGUUCCGGCGGCAUCCCUAGGUGCCUUCUAA
This is a messenger RNA of Homarus americanus (American lobster), 585 nucleotides long. RefSeq names its product basic salivary proline-rich protein 1-like. The transcript has 3 exons. Lineage: Eukaryota; Metazoa; Arthropoda; Malacostraca; Decapoda; Nephropidae. The record is from RefSeq and is a predicted model, not a curated record. Bases 1 to 585 code for a protein of 194 amino acids.